Vitrella brassicaformis is the source of this 2507-nucleotide messenger RNA. Lineage: Eukaryota; Vitrellaceae. The record is from the annotation of a GenBank genome assembly.
CAUAUACACGACUGGUCAACCACCUUACAGACACAACAGACACGCCCAGACAGAUACCGAAACACACAGAACCGCCUCCAUCACGCUGGGUUCGACCAUCGUGUCACACGGACACCAAUCGCGCCUGCCUUGUGUCCCCUUCCCGCACGACUACCCCCAUUAUCCCACAGCGACCUCUGCCUCUUCAGGAAACUCAGCUCCUCAAGUAUCGUCCUCUCCGGCCCAUCUUCAUAGCCCUCGUGUGUGUGUCUCCGGACACACUGACCCCCAUUUCUUCGUCCAUCGAGCUGCCCAAAAAUAUGUCUCCGAAGCUGCCUGUGCUGCCUUAUCAGCCGCCUCACCCACUUCGGCUGCUCUUCCUCCUCAGUGGACACAGGCGACGAAGCUCGUGGGGGGCAGGGCGUCGUGUUGGGGCUCGGCGGGGGGUUCGCCAUCGCGCCCCUCUUGCCGGGCGUCAGGGGCACAUACGGCCCCGCCACAAAGGCAGCACUCCCACUGCCAGUUUCGCUCUCCUCUGGUUGGUGGUGUGUCGGGGCUGCUGGUUUGGGAGAGCUGCAAGGUGAGGGCUCGGUGACGGACGGCGCCUGAGAUAGAGCGUCGUCUUCGCGCGACACGAUUGUCUGCUUCGAUGCCCGGAAGCGGGAGGUGGCCGCAGUGAGCAGAUGGACUCGCCUGAAUAUCCUUGAGAUGGGCGUGACUAGAGGGGUGAGAGAGGGAGCCUGUGGGCUGGCAGGAGAGCCGCUUGCCGCUUGGGGCGUGGCGCCAUCGCCAUCGUUGGAGUCCUCUUUUUUCUCCACAGCAAAUGUCACACGAGAGUGCGGCUUAGCUGAGGUGCCAUCGAUGUCUCUUGGUAAGUUAUCCCCCACGCCGCGAGCCCGAUCAGCGAUCUCCUGUUUUCUCUUCUCCUCGGUGUCAAGCCGCUCUUCCAAUGGUAUGUGGGGCGCGCCGAUGUCCCAUCCCGACGGGCGGGCAAAGACACGCGCCGGCAGGAAGCAAGCGAACUGAGACGGCAGAGGGAAGUUGCUCUCGUCCCUCCGAGGCUGCAAGGCUUUCCGUAGACCAGCGGGAUGUAUUUCUCCCCGUUCCAGCUUCUUGGUGACUCUCAAGAGCCAUGUAGUGUUGACGGGCCGAGUGGCUGGUCUCAGGCGAGCGAGACGGUAACCAACAUCGGCGAUCGAGAAUGGGGGAGAGGACGACUCGGCGUAAGACUCGUUGUCGAUAGCCAUUCGACCCUUUUGGUCUUCUUCCCUUCUCUCGUCGGCACCAGGUUCUUCAAGCGCUACUUGCAGGCCUUCAGGCGGCUCCAGAGUCGGCCUGUCCACAGUGCUGAUUGGAGGUUGAUGCUGCUCCUUGUCGUCAGGCAAUCGUGGCGUCUCCAUCUGCGUUACAAACACGCUGCCCAAAGUCUCGUCUAUCUGCCCUUCGGCAGCAGGUACGCCGGCUUCCAAAGCAGGCAAUGGUCUUUCCUUUUCUCCGGCUUCUUGUGGAUGUUCCCCUCCCUCGGUCCCUGCCGCUGCCACCGCUGCUGGUGAUGGUGAUGAUGGUGGCGGCGGCGGUGCUGUGUCUUUCACGAUUGCCGUCUCGUCUUCUUGCUGGAACUCCUGGGCUUGCACCACUACUCGCCGCUCCCUCCGUUUCUCAAAGUAACGGGUACCCCUGACCGGCAAGCGCACGUUGAAGGCAGGAAGCGGCUGUUCUUGGGAGAGGCCGGGAGGAAUUGGCUGUGACACCCUCGGUAUCCUGGCUGGCGGCCGUGGUGGUCGCGGUGUGUCCUCUGGAAUGGGCGAGGGGGACGAUGAUGAUCCCUGGCGAGAGAGCACGUUGCAACGGUGGCUCACCACGCCAGUCGGAAUGUCAUCAGCGAAACGUCUGCAACGAACCGACAAAUGAAUUGAUCAGUAGGACUGCAAAGUACCUGUCCGUCGGACAGUACCUCGUGGUCUUUGGACUGGGUGCUGUCCCCGGCCGCCUUGCAGUAAUCCUGCCCCCGCCCUGCAAAUGAGCGCCAGUCAGAGCCUCGUCUCCCCUCGGAGUCCUCGACAAGCCUCGCCGAGUUUGCCCUCGAGUGGGCACACGUGAAGAGAUCGGGGGCGACGAGGAGGGGAUAGUGGAAGGCGUGUCGCGGCAACGGGGGCUUGUGAAGCCCUCCAUGUGAGACCGCCCGACGUGCAGCAGGCCACGAGAGGGAGUGUCUGAGACAGACAGGCGAGACGCAAAUGAGACACGCCUGCCCGUGAUGGCUUUCCCUUACCUCGCUCACGCUGUGGCGUGGUUCUGCUUUUCAGUCUGCACAGCAGCCCUCCACCAACAGCCAUGGCAAGCCGCGAACCGGCCUGAGGCCGCGCGUCGUGGCUGAGCGUCGGAUCACGCUUCCGCACAAGCCGCCGUCUUCGUGUGGGUGGACUCGGCCCUGGGCGAGUGAGCUUUGUCAGCGGAAGGCUGGGAAUCACCCCUUCGAAUGUGGCCCUUUUCAUUUGCACUGUUUGCAAUGCUGUUCUCGCGCCUUG